This is a messenger RNA of Penicillium diatomitis, 1503 nucleotides long. RefSeq lists its product as uncharacterized. Gene Ontology annotation, biological process: reciprocal meiotic recombination. The record is from RefSeq and is a predicted model, not a curated record. The transcript is spliced from 3 exons. Bases 1 to 1503 code for a protein of 500 amino acids. Lineage: Eukaryota; Fungi; Ascomycota; Eurotiomycetes; Eurotiales; Aspergillaceae.
AUGGCUCGCACUCUGGCUCCGCUGGCAUCGCGUCUGCCACUUUCAAAGUUCUCGUUUACCACAACGACGAUCAAUUCCCACUCGCGCAUGAUAUGGACUCAUAUCAAUGGAGAUGGGACGCUCUUUUGUGAGACCGAGAGUCGCACUCGAAGUAGCACUCACGCACAAAGUUUCCAUCUGAAAGUCGUUCAGAACAAUAGCGUCUUGGAGGAAAUUGAUCUCACAGCUCAUCUCGAGAAUCUCCGGAAUGAGCCAAGCUCAAGCCAGACCAGUUCUCGUCAGAAACCAUCUUUUGUUGUCGUGGUCAAAUUGCCAUGCUUGGCAAUCAAGUUUCCACUUGACGAUACUCAUAUCCGCCGCUUUCAGAUCAAAUUUAGCCAAGAUCACGACUACUAUACAAUGCUCUCAAUGCUGAGCGGUAUGAAUUGUCCGUUGACCGAGGGCACUUGGCCAGCAGCCGGUCGUCACCCAUCAAGCACUUCCGCCGGAACAGCGCAGACCACACUGAAUUUGCGACAAGAUAUGGGCAAUGCCAUCACCCCAGAAAGUAUCAGAGCGGGAAGCUGCGGUGGCAUGACCAAUGCCCAAUGUAGACACGAUAUAGGUGUGUCUCUUGAUGGAAGUGCCUCGGAUAAGGGUUGCUCAUAUCUCUCACCAGUGCCACGCGCGCCAUCGUUACCAUCAGCUCAAGUCCCAAGCGCAAUCUGUCGUGGGGUCAUAUCCCUGACAGAGCCCCAUGAUAUACCCGCGAACGAGGAAGGGAUGGCAGAUUCCAAACCUCAGCUUCCCAGAGCGCAAGAGGCUCUGAAUCACAGCCCCGAGCCAUCCUCUCAGCCCACCUCAGGCCCUGUUUCCCGUCACGAGGAUAUUAAUCAGAUGUUGCCUCCCAAGAGAGCCCUUCCGUUUCCAAGAAACAGGUCCAAGGUUUCACGUGCAGACACGGCCAGUCUCAAGUCGAGCCAACAGAUUGUGCCAGAGUCAUCCUACCCAGAUCAGAGCACAAACAGACGCCAUGAGUCACUGGCGUCCGAUUUACAAUCUCAAUUGAUCCAACCCCACAAAUCCCCUCAGCCAGAUGUGACUGACCAAUACGACGCCUUCAGGUCCAACUCGCAGUCACAACUGUUCCAGACCCAGGCAUUACCGGACACCCUCGAGCCUUCUCGACAGUCUACUCAACUUCCGCCAACAUUGCCUCUUCCGCGGCUCGAUCGUCAAGUCCAAGCGGAAAUAUUCACCCCCUUCGUACAGCAAUCUCAAGUCGACACUCCAAUGCCCCCAGAGGCCAACGCUCCUCAAAUUCAAGGCCGGCCAGCGGCGGUGAGGCUGGUACACACCCCCGUGGAGGGGCAGCUCGCCGAGUAUGCCAAAGCAUCGACGACUGAACGUACUGCAUUUCUGGAAAACUGGAUGUGCGAGUUGAUUGAGGACGACAACUUUGUGACUCUGUGCGAAGAUGUUGAGAACACUUGGAGACGCUUUGCGUUUGGGGCGAAGUCCUAA